This is a messenger RNA of Penicillium salamii, 1053 nucleotides long. Lineage: Eukaryota; Fungi; Ascomycota; Eurotiomycetes; Eurotiales; Aspergillaceae. The record is from the annotation of a GenBank genome assembly.
AUGCAUAAUCAGUCUGUAAAGCAGCUUGCCAUGCAAAGUCAUAGCUAUUCCUCAGCAAUCCCGACGUUGGCUUCACUAAAGCCAACGUACACUCAAACUAUUGGUUUUCGGACAAGCCAGGGACUACAUGAUGAGGGAUCAAGGCUUGACGUCACACCAGUCUCGAAGCAAUUCCCUUUGUCGGCCUUGAAUCGACCAUCAUACUGUGAUUUGCUAUUACACUCCAGUUCUCCAGUCAGCGCCCCUGGUGAUGAGCCUACGACGGAACCCAAGCACAAUGGAGCAAUUACCGAAAAAGAUUCCAUAAGCGGUGCCAUAAGAGGAUCAUAUACCAGCACCGGUUCUGAUGACCAUAGUAUCUUUCCGAUUGAGAAUUCAAAUAAUAACACUACCGACUUGCUUCAGAACGUGACCACAAGAGCCACCUUUUCGCCAUUUGCAUUUAAUUGUACCUCUCAAGUAUGGGCUAGUUUGGAAACACCGAACUCUGAGGACUCGUCGGGACCUUUCGUGGAGUCCCUGUAUCAUUCGACUAGCCAAAUACAUACCGAAGCUUCCGAGAUCAGAGAAACCGGACAGAGCAGGGUUUUCCAAAGCGACGGAGCUUCUGGCACCGAAUGGUCUGGCACUGCUGGUCGUAUCACUGGGACGGCUGGGCAUCACUUAUCUCUGGCCCCUAACGAUGGAAGCCAAACCUUGUCGAGGACGUUGGCAGGAACGGUGGCUAGCUCUCACACUAUUUCGUCGAUUUCUGGACCAACAUCAGCCACAAAAACCUCAGAUCAUGAAUGGCAUGAUACAGCAAUCUAUGGUAGUAAUCUAUCGGCAAGGCUUUCAAAGCAGGGCACAGUACUUAUACUCAGCAGCGUUUUUGGAGGCAGUGUUGCUUUGAUUGGGGUCUUUAUUAUACACUGCUUUAUCCUCCGUUAUCUCCAUAGGCAUGCCGUGGGUUCGACCACUCUUCCCUCGCAACGAGUGGUAGAUUCCCCGGAAAAAAGAGCGAAAGUCAUACCUAGGACAGCUGAAUUCUCGCAUUUUUCAAAUGAUACUUGA